Molecule: messenger RNA, 1746 nt
Organism: Suillus discolor
Lineage: Eukaryota; Fungi; Basidiomycota; Agaricomycetes; Boletales; Suillaceae
Exons: 22
Coding region: 1-1746 (581 amino acids)
Source: RefSeq, a predicted model, not a curated record
AUGUGGUCAUCAAUUGCAAGGCAGCACUUUUCGGUAGUAUUACAGAAUCCUCCCACAGCGCCUCCCUCGACCCUCCCACAGUGCCUCCCUCGACCCUCCCUACCCUCCCGGGACCCUCUGCAUCAUAUUCCGGACCUCCUCUCAGGCUGGUUCAAGGAUGAUGGCUCGCUUACCAAAUGCAGACCUCGUACCGUGCCUGACAUGUUACUUCUCUGGGCCUGCUUCAAGAAAGUGGAAAUCUCUAAAGUCCAGUGGUCCGGCACCUGUCAGUUGCAACAGAUUGAUGAGGAUGGGGUGCUUUUCCUCGUGAACCGCAUCAAGUACAUGACUUGUCUCAUGUAUACUAACCCAUCCCUGCAGGACACAUGCCCGCUACCACCAAGCAAUUUGAGGGCACUGCAAAACGGCACAGAAACCCACAAGUCUUUCGAAUUCAACAGCUCGACAUACCACCAAGAUCUUACCAAAGAGCUGAAGGAGAUCUACGACCAGGAGAUUUGGAACUUGAAACCGUGCGGGUGUACGAUCUACCAAUUCUACCUGCCUUCCAUGGAUACAAACAAUUAUUUCUUAGUGAAGGAGCAUUGGUGCAGUUGCGCGAUGUGCAACGCUGUGCAAGAUAUCGGGAGUAUUGAGCAGUCUCUACAUCUUGUUACAUUCGUACGGUGUAAGAUGUGCAAACUGACUAGCGCGCUGCACAAUCUUCAACGGCCGAUACCUGUUGAUUACCCUGCUACAAGUGUGCAUGACCGCAAAUCCUUUGUGUCUGCGAUAUUGCAUGCGCAAGUGUUUCUAGAUGUUUUUGUGUCGGACUUUUAUUCGUCACUUGAUUGGCUGCUUAAGCCUCUCAAGAAUCAAGCAGGCUUCAGCACUUCAGCGCUUCAGCUCCAAGAUGUUGAUCAAGUCCCAGCAUCCUUUGACCCUAUCAUUCCCCUGCUCAAUUUCAAUGAUGAGCACGUUCUCAUCUAUGAUGUGCCCGCAAAGCACACCGAUUGGUCUAGCCGCUGUCAUGGUCUGGAUGACAUGCUUGGCAACCACGCACAACCACACCCUCUGGUGCCCUCCAACAUGCUAACACCAACACUGGGGCUAUGGACCCCGAUGCUUGCCAAUUGUGUGAAGGACCUCGAUGCACUGCCUCCCAUGACUCCAUUGAGCACUACUGCUCCCAUAACAUCAGGAAGCCCAAUUGCAAGGAUGCAUACAGACAGUGUCGUGAUGGAGCACGCCAACAUGGCUCCUUCAUAUAGAGACAAUAAUGGUUCAUCAAUCACUGACCAACAACUUUGCAUCAGUGUGCAAAUCUUCCAGUCUAUCAUUAUGGGUACCAUGUUCUUCAAGCUGCCUGAUGCAACCCCUGGUUACUUUUAUCGUGGUGGUGUCCUGUUCUUAAAUCCCGGCUCUUUUCGCUUAGCGUCCAAUUAUGGUUCUGCAGCUGGCUUAGCAAGGAUUAGUAUGCUCUUUCAUUCAUGCGCUCGCAAAGGACCAGGGUCUCGAUACUAUUUAGCACUGUCCUCAGUCAGGUCCAUCUGCUGUUUGAGUGUUCUUUAUCAAAAUGCCCGCAAUCUUCCUCACACGGAUGCCUGCAACAUCGCUCACGCAGAUGCCCGCUACAUCGCUCACGCGGACGCCCUCAAGCUACUAUCUCUUCUUUCCAACAGCGCUUUCCUCACCUCGAAGCAUCACUCUGGGGCUUCUAAUAUUUGGGAUCCGAGGUUCACUUUGCUGCGUCACUCUCACUCCUAA